AUGGAGCUGCUCCGGGUGGCGCCUGACCUCGUGGCGCUGCAAGACAACGCGGGCCAGACAGCAAUUCACUGUGCAGCUGCUGAAGGACACCACAGCUGCCUGAACGAGUUGCUGGGCAUUGGCCGAACAGCCCGUGACGUACCGCUUGAGGUCGUGACAGCCAAGACCUUCAAGCAUGGGUGGACCGCGCUGCAUUAUGCAGCCCACAAUGGCCAUGCAGAGUGUUGCCGUGCCCUCAUGGUAGCCACUGGCCAGGCUCCGGAGCUAGUGGGCGCGCUGAACCUCACGGGGAGAACAGCACUGCACCUGGCAGCGCAGCGGGGUCAUGCCAAGUGCCUUGAAGUAUUGCUCAAGACCCACAUGGCGAAGCAGUUGCUGACCACCCAAAGCUUCGACGGUCACACGGCAAUGCACAUCGCCGCGCGCUUCGGCCGGCGCGGCUGCGUGAAGUCUCUGGCCCGGCGUCUCCCGGACCUGGUGAAGGUAAAGAACCACUCUGGCCACCCUUGCCUGCACGAAGCAGCCCGGAGGGGAAACGACAGCUGCGUGGAAACUUUGCUGGCGCUAGGUGGUGCGGUGGAGCUGUCGGCCACCUCGAAGAAGUACGCGCAUUCUCGGGGCCACAGUGAAAUUGCAGAUGCCUUGGUGCAGAUGGAGAAGCGGCUGGCAGCCCAAAAAUCGAUGAAGCGGUCGCGCUCUAUGCCUAACACUUUGCCAAACAUGACCUUCUAA
Symbiodinium pilosum is the source of this 732-nucleotide messenger RNA. The record is from the annotation of a GenBank genome assembly. Lineage: Eukaryota; Dinophyceae; Suessiales; Symbiodiniaceae.